AUGACCGUUGCCUUCUCUUAUCCCGCCCGUCGCCUUCGCUUCUCCCCCCCGUCGCCUUCGAUUUCCCCGCGCGUCGCCUUCGCUUCCCCCGCGCGGAGCCUUCGCUUCCCCCGCGCGGAGCCUUCGCUUCCCCCGCGCGGAGCCUUCGCUUCCCCUGCGCGGAGCCUUCGCUUCCCCCGCACGGAGCCUUCGCUUCCCCCGCGCGGAGCCUUCGCUUCCCCGCGCGGAGCCUUCGCUUCCCCCGCACGGAGCUUGGGGAGGGAGGAGCGGGCAACAUCAGCCGCGUCAGCUCCCUCGCUGAGAGGCGGAGGAGGAGGCGGAGGGGGAGGGGGAGGGGGAGUGGGAGGCGCGCUAGCCAUGCCCUUGCUCGUGGGCAUGGGCACGGGUGGCGGUGGUGCGAUGGAGGGUGCCUCGGGAGCGUACUGGGCGACGGAGGGGAGCAGCAGCAUGGGCGCCGGUGGUGCGUCGUCGGGUGCGUUCCUUGCAGUGCAAGGCAUGGGGGGCAGCAGCAGCCCCAUGGGCGGUCAGCAGCAGGGGGGGAUUUCCAGCAGCACGGGAGGGUAA
Molecule: messenger RNA, 564 nt
Organism: Closterium sp. Naga37s-1
Lineage: Eukaryota; Viridiplantae; Streptophyta; Zygnematophyceae; Desmidiales; Closteriaceae
Source: the annotation of a GenBank genome assembly